This is a messenger RNA of Cotesia glomerata, 4190 nucleotides long. Its product is annotated as homeobox protein 5-like. The transcript is spliced from 7 exons. Gene Ontology annotation, molecular function: nucleic acid binding; zinc ion binding. NCBI's taxonomy places the organism in Eukaryota, Metazoa, Arthropoda, Insecta, Hymenoptera, Braconidae. The coding region runs from base 611 to 3844 and encodes 1077 amino acids. The record is from RefSeq and is a predicted model, not a curated record.
GGCCAUUAGCGUACGAACACUGAUACGAAUUGCGCGACUUGACAAAUAAUAAUAAUUAUUAAAUAAAUGAUACAUAUGGGUAGUUAAUUAAAAGAACUACUCGUUAUAUUUAUUUAUUAUUCUGGUAUUUUCUAAGCCAAAAGUGAAAUAAUAUAAACUUUAAGCUUAAAAAUAUCGGAGCUAUAUAAUACGUGUUGUUGUUUUUUUUUUUUCUUUUUUUCCAAUACCCCUCGUACUCCGUACUAGUGGACACUGAAGGUGAUGGUCGUAAUAAUUUAUACCAGUAACUUCAUUAUCAUCAAUUCAAGUGUUUAAUUAUAAAUUCAAUAAUCACUGAGUAAAUUUAAAACAAUUAGAUAAUUGACAAUAAAUAUUAUUAUUAGUAUUAUUAUUAUUAUUACUAUUGUUGUUGUUACUACUAUUAUUAUUAUUAUUAUUAUCAUCUGAAGCGAAGGAGUAUUUUAGUAGUCAGUAGAGGUAGCGUCAACCAUAUUCGUGUUAUAGUUUCGUUACUAUUACCAGUAAUCUCUUUCAUCAUCAAAAUCAUUAAAACGCGUCUCUGCGUUUUGUUUAAUUACUCGAACAAAGUGAGUAUCAAUGUUGUCUGGCAAUGGUGUGUAAAGAGAACGUCGUGUCAUGGUUUGGAAACUUAUCCAGUUAUAAGAGGAUCGACAUUAUGUGCACAUUGUUAAAUAUGUGCCUGCCAUUUGAAGUUCGAUAUCUUGGAACCUGCAUUGAAGAUCGGGGAAAACGCGAUUACAAUGAUUUGCGUGACACCGAGCAUCACGCCAACAAUGUUGCAGAUUUGGCGGAACUCGCUAAAUCUGGAGGUGUCACUGACACUAGAAUUCGUCGCAAGCUUGUUUUAUAUGUAGCCCUUCUCCAUGGAUGCAAUUAUGAUUGUGCCACUGAUUUUUACAAGUGUCUCGCAAAUUUUGACACCCAGGAGUUGGCUAAUUUAUUGGCUGCAGCUGGCCAGGAUGAACAAUCUCUUGAAGAAUUGAUACUAUUGUACACAAUGGCGCUCAACCAUCCGGCUUUUACUUAUGAGCAAAAGGCUAUUUUUGGUAAUAUUUUUUUAAAACUUCAAGAGGAAGAGGAAUCCAGAAUUAUCAAUAACAAUAUUAAACACCAGCCGGUUAAUGUCCAAGGACUGGAACUUCAAACAGGUAAUUGUAUAAUGCCACCACCGAUUCAACACUACGGUGACAUGCAAUUUCGUAAUCCAAUGGUAAGUGGAAUACCACCUGGACUAUCGAUGCCUCCACCACCUCCAGGGCUUUGUUUGCCACCUGAUCAGAUGAUAAAUCCUCAAAAUCACACACCUGGUCAGUAUCUCCACUUGGGAUUCCCAGCGAUAAAUUCAAUGCCCUGGACAGGACAGACACCAAUGAUGAUUGGUAAUAAUCAUCACCAUCAUCACCACCACCAGAUGAUGUACCACACAGUAACACCAGGAGACAUGAUUGUCUAUCCAGCAUCACCUCUGGUGAGUCGUCCGUCUUCACCGAUUCAGCAUCCACCACCACCACCACCACCACCACCGUCUAGAUCUCCACCGAGUCGCAGUAAUUCUCCAAACCGUCGUACCAUGCGAACGUGGUCAUCUGCUGAAGAACGUUCCAGUGGAAAUAUCAAUCAGACAAAUACUACAAGCUGUACCAGCAACAGUAGUAGUUGUUGUAGUAAUAGUAGUAGUAGUAGUAGUAGUAGUAGUGGUGGUAGUAGUAGUAGUAGUAGUAGUAAUAAUAGUACUACUACUGUGUCUACUGCUGGAAGAAAUGUUAACGUAAAUCCCAAUCAAACAUCCGUUCCAAGAUCCGUUGUUGUUGUUGUUACUUCAGGAACUCUUCAAUCGACAACGCCAACAUCUGGCACAUAUUCGCGACAUAACAGUUUAACUGGUGGUAGUAUUUCUACAACUUGUACGGGGGUUAAAAAUCCUCCCAAGUUAAAGUCACCCUCGAGUUCAAUUUCAGGAAGUACUGGUGGAUCUACCACAGUCAAUAAUGAUACUCUUCGUGAAACUCUCGGCAAGGAAAUGCCAAAUUACAAGGCUUGUUUACAAAAUUACUCAAUGGAAGAGAUAAGAAGGAUAAGUGACGAGGAACUGAGAGAAAUAGGCUUAACACCAAAUGCAGUAGGUCAAUUGAGAAGCAUUGUGCGUUCUCAAAGUUCUAAUUCAACAAACGGAGCUCAGAGUAAUCAAAUAAUUGCCGACCAAAAAAAUAAUAAAGUUGAGAGCUUUUUGGCAACUGAGCAAACAGCAGAUGAGGUGACACAGCAGCAGCAGCAGCAACAACAGCAACAUCAGCAGCAACAGCAACAUCAACAGCAACAACAACCCCAACAACAAGGUCAAGUAUCUAAUGAAUUUUACAACAGUAAAUUACCAGGAGGAUUGCCAUUUUUCCAAGACUUUCAUCAAUCAAUUCAUCACCACCAUCACCAUCAUCAUCAUCACCACAGUCAUCUUGCAAAUAUAACAAGUAUAAGACGAUACCAGACAAUGCAACCGGGACCACCGCCUCCUCCACCGACAAUGGACCCGAAUCAGCAACUAUCUCUAUUUCAUUCAGCUCCACCCUCAAUUUACGCCACACAAAAUCCUUGCUACGCUUGUUUAACAGUACCAGCAGCGGCUGCUGCUACUUCAACUGUUCAAAAUCGUUAUCCCAGUAGGUGUAAUGCACAACACAUGUACUGUGUGGCCCAAUUGCAAGCAUUGAGAUUAGAUGCAGACAGUAGUCGUCAUGGCUCACAAAGCAGCAGCUCAGAUAGUUCUACUGGAAGUAGGUCACCUCCAGGAACACCACCAGCAGUUCCUUGGCCAGGAAAUUCAACAUUUAUAGCCAGUAGUACAAUUAUAAAUGAAAAUACAUCACUAUCAACAACAUCGACUACAACAACAGUUUCAGCAGGUUCAAAUUCAUCUGAGCAAUCACCAAGCAGUUCUUCGGUACUCUCUUAUUCUACAGUAGCAGUAUCCCGACAAAAUACUUCAAGUUCAAUCCAGUCACAGCAGCAGCAGCAGCAGCAGCAGCAGCAGCAACAGCAGCAACAAAUCAACAAUGACAGAACACGAAGUAUGAAAAAAAAUCAAACGAUGAGACAAAAAAAUCAAAUAAUAAUGAAUGGCGUAACUAAUAAUUCAAAUGCCUGUUCAGUAUCAACUGGAGCAAUUCCACCUGCAUCGUCGGUAAAUUUAUCAACGCCGGUACCAUCACCACAACAACACUGUGGUAUAUCUGGUAUAUCUGGUAUACCUGGUAUGUCUGGUAUGUCUGGUAUGACUGGUAUGUCUGGUGGAUUCCCAACGGGAAAUCAUCCGCAAAUGACGUUUUUACCACACGGUAAUCAUUUUCCUGGUACAACUCCAAGAUUACCGCUUAACAGUACUAAUAUUUAUUCGAGCGGUUAUUCUCAUACUAUUUACUCGAGACCUACGGUGUCAAUGGCGCCGGCGGGGUUCCAACCAACAGUAUCUCCACAGGGCUUUCAGUCAAAUGGUGAAAUAAUAUAUCAGUAUCCAGGACAACCAGCCGGUACGCCACCACCACCUCCACCGCCUCUCCCACCACCAGGUAUCGUGACAGGUUUAAUGCCAGGUCUUCCCAUUGGUCAUCAUCAGCCCCAGCAGUCUCAUCAUCCGCAUCAUGAUCACGGCCAACAGCAGCCUCAUCAGCCUAAGAUUUCAUGUUACAAUUGCGGUAGCAACAAUCAUCUUGCAAUCGACUGCAAGGAACAAACUAUGGAAGAUCUUACCAAGCGAGCUCAAUACCGACUGGAUUUUAAAAUACCCAAGCCGACAAAUCCAGAGUGUCCCAGCGUCAGCGAUGAAUAAAGAGACACACAAGCUCGUUUUCAUAAUAAUAAUUAUUAUUAAAUAUACAUUAAUAUUCAUAAUAAUAAUAUUAAUCGUUACGAGUGUAUUACAAGUUUGGGGGUAAGCCCAAAUUUUCUUUUUUUUUUUUUUUUUAUAAUUUUAUUUUAUUUUAUUAACCGUGAGAUUUAGGUCAUCGUGUGUUAAGGACAUCGGUGUGACUAUCGUUGAUAUAAAUAUUAUAUAUAUAUAAUAUUUAUUUUUAAGAGUUAACAGUAUCUCAAAACCUGCCAAUUAAUUUGUAUUAUAUAUCAGCUACUAAUGACGUGUAAAUUAAAAAAAAAGAAAAACAAAAAAAAAACUGAAA